AUGACCAAUAAGCCCUCUUCCGCUCGUCCUCUACCAAGACGAUGCCAGCUCACUCUCAGAGCCCACACCGGACCCUGUCAUGUAGCGCGCUAUGACUCCAAUGGCCGUUAUCUCCUCACAGCAGGGACCGAUCGGACCAUCAAGCUCUGGAAUGCCUCUUCUGCCGCCGACAGCAGCAGCAGCGAUGCAGCGCAGCCCCCACCCAUCAAGACGUACUCUUCUGGACACAGCUAUGAGAUUCUCGCUCUAGAUGUCUCGUCUGACAACAGCAGAUUCACGAGUGGGGGAGGUGACAAGAAUGUCCUCCUGUGGGAUGUCGCAACGAGCACUAUCCUGCGUCGCUUCUCGGCUCACGAAGGUCGAAUCAACGAUGUCCGCUUUGCAGGCCCUACAUCAGCACAGGGUAGCAGUGUGCUCUGUACAGUGGGCUUUGACGCCAUUCUUCGAUUCUAUGAUCUUAGAGCUCAGGGCGCCUGGAGGCCGAUCAUGGAGUGCAAGGAGGCAAAGGAUGCGAUCCAGACAAUGGCCAUUAGAGGCGAGGAAAUCUGGACAGGGAGCGUGGACGGGAUAGUGAGGUGCUAUGACAUGCGAAAGGGAGAGGUCAGGGAGGACACAGUGGACGAGCCGAUCGUCUCUAUCCACGUCUCGACUUCGGGCUCUCUCCUCCUGGUGAGCACGACUGCUUCAAUUCACCGACUCUUCGAUACCUCAGACGGGUCUCUCCUGCAGACCUUUACCGGCCACACCAACACGUCCUACCGAUGUCACUCCACCCUCACCUCUACGGAAGACGCUGUCCUCGCAGGAGACGAGAAGGGCAGACUUAGAGGGUGGGAUGUACUAAGUGGGAAAGAGACAGAUGUGGCCAAUGGCAGAGCGUCGACUAUGUCGGAACAUGACAAGACGAUCCUUUGGACCGAGUGCAACCCCAAGAAGCUGGGAGAAGUAGUCACGUCUGCGGCGGAUGGUAGUGUCAAAGUCUGGAGCGGGUGA
Microstroma glucosiphilum is the source of this 993-nucleotide messenger RNA. Its product is annotated as WD40 repeat-like protein. The coding region runs from base 1 to 993 and encodes 330 amino acids. Gene Ontology annotation, biological process: mRNA splicing, via spliceosome. The transcript is spliced from 2 exons. NCBI's taxonomy places the organism in Eukaryota, Fungi, Basidiomycota, Exobasidiomycetes, Microstromatales, Microstromataceae. Gene Ontology annotation, molecular function: protein binding. Gene Ontology annotation, cellular component: catalytic step 2 spliceosome. The record is from RefSeq and is a predicted model, not a curated record.